AACAUGGCGGACCGGCCGAAACGAAUGUCGAGUGCGCCGAAACGGUUUGUGGAUGAUUUCGAUGAGAUGGGCCCUGCUAAUGUUGGUAGAGUGGGAAAGCGACGAAAGAUAGACAAAAAUUUGUAUGAAGUCAAUAUUGUAGACGUGAAUAAUGAGUGAAAACAGAUAAAAAUUCACUUCGUGGGUUUUAGCGAGGAAUUUGAUGAGUGGUGCAACUAUGACUGCGAGAGGGAUUACUUUCCUUUUUUUAGAUUAGAAAAGAUGUUUCUGCCCAAUGGAGGAUCGAUGGAAGACAGGAAAAAUAUUUUUCACGGUCAGUUGUAUCGUGCUAUCAAGCGAAAGCUAUGGUCUGGUCGAAGGGAUGACCUUGAGGUACGAAUUGAAAUGAAUGUCGAUCCAGAUGUAUUUUCCACAGGACUUGCUCAAGUCACUCUGAGCACUUCACAACGAGGAAAAGAUGUUUACAGCGCAACUGACAAUCGACUUUUAGAUGGUGUUCUUGGUUCAAAGUGGGACGAGAGAAUUAUGAAUUCUAGUGGCGAUUUUGCAUAUGUGGAGAAAAAUACUGUUAGAUUCUGGAUAACAAAGAAAACCCCGUGUAAAUAUACAAGAAUACAAAUAUAUUGGUGGCAAGUAUGUCAAAUGCGAGGUUGAGGAUGCGUAUAUGCUUGUCUUUACUUUUGUUUGAGGUGAUGGGAAUAGAAGGCAGUGUAUGGAAAGAUGCUAAAUGAUUUAUUAUACAACAUUAUUGUCUUUUUGACAAAAAAAAUUGGUUUGCAAAUAUUUACAUUGUAAUCCAUGUUAAAAUAAUUCUGUAUGGGUUACCUAAUAGAUCAUGAUAAUAAUUAUAUUUAAAUAUCGUGCUGAUUAUUGCAAAUAACAUUUGUUUUUCUAAGGCAUGAUUAUAACUGGUCUCAGUUACUGAUAUGGACUGAUAUUUAAGAAUUUAAAAACUAUGAAAGUGAAACUGAAAGUGAGCCAUCAGAUCGUCCAGAAGGACAAGCAUUGGUAGCUGUAAUGUAAAAUCACUUUACAGUGUGCAUUUCUGCACCUACUUUCUGUCUA
This is a messenger RNA of Pocillopora meandrina, 1065 nucleotides long. The record is from the annotation of a GenBank genome assembly. Lineage: Eukaryota; Metazoa; Cnidaria; Anthozoa; Scleractinia; Pocilloporidae.